GUUGAUAAAGGUCAUCCACUUGAAAAGUCAAUCAGUGGCUCUGCCCAUCUACACCUCUAACCUGAGUAACCUGACCCUUAUAGAUGAAACACAGAAACAGACCCGCGCAGCCAUGGAUGCCAAGAAAAAUGCACGGAAACAGAAGUCUACAGAAAACAACACUGGUGCUGACAGGGAGGAAGAGGUUCCCAUAGUAAUGCCAAGGAAAAAGGCUAAAGUGGAGAAGCCGACCAAGAAGGGACUUGUGAAGGUACCCAAACCAACAGGAGGAAAGGUAGAAAAUGACCAAGAAGGCUGCAAAAAUACCCUCACAAAAUAUGAAAAGAGAAGUACCUAAAUCUUUGUCUGUUUGUCAACUCAGUGGAACACAACUCUCCUUUCUCUCCUCAUUGCUACCUGUGUAUUACUCCCCCCUUCUCUAAAUGGAACUCUGACUUCAUUAUACUGAUAUAAAAAGGACUGGUUCUAAAUGUAUAUAAACUGUCAAUGUUAAUUGAUCCAAGGACAAACUCAAAUGUGUUGCAAAUCUUUGUCUGCCCCAUAAAAGGGUAUUGUUCAAAAUAAUAUUUUGUAUAAGCCCAACUUGUAAAUUAAAAUAUUACCACAAAGUA
This is a messenger RNA of Oncorhynchus keta (chum salmon), 611 nucleotides long. RefSeq lists its product as uncharacterized. Lineage: Eukaryota; Metazoa; Chordata; Actinopteri; Salmoniformes; Salmonidae. Bases 113 to 337 code for a protein of 74 amino acids. The record is from RefSeq and is a predicted model, not a curated record. The transcript has 3 exons.